Messenger RNA from Aegilops tauschii subsp. strangulata, 621 nucleotides. NCBI's taxonomy places the organism in Eukaryota, Viridiplantae, Streptophyta, Magnoliopsida, Poales, Poaceae. The record is from RefSeq and is a predicted model, not a curated record.
AUGAACCGGGCCGCGCCCCGCGCCCCGUGUGCCCGCUCGCCCCGCUCGCUCCCGAUCGAGAGAGGACCUCUUGAUCUGAAGCCGCCGCCGUGCUACGACCCCGCUGCCGGAGAGCAUCGCCGCCGCCCCGCCUCAUCUUCCGGGCGACCGGCGCCGCCCUCGUCUCCCCGCGCCGCCGCGCGUCCCCGGCGGCCGGCGCCACCCCACGCGCCCGCGCGCCGCCCCGCGCCCCAGAUCCGGCCGGCCCCCACUCCGUCCGACCUCCUCCUCGUCUUCCCCGGCGAGCAUGCGUCCGCCGCUGUGGCCGCGCUCGCCGCCCGCCCGCGCGCGCACGUCCCCUCCACCACGUGCCCGCUCUGGCCACGGCCAGCGUGCCGUGCCGCUCCCCUCGCCGCCUGCGCCGCGCUCGUCGCCGUCCCCUGCCCGGCGCCACUCCGGCUUCCUCUGCCCCGCCUCCACCGCUGCUUGCCGCCGCCUCCUUGCCGCCGGUCUAGCCCCGUCUGGCCUCGCUCCCAGCGCCCAACGCUGCUUCCGCCGUCGCCGGCCACCGAGGCCUCGGGCGCGCUCACCCUUGCCUCUCGUGGCCUCGGGUGCGAGCACCCGCCCCCGUACGCCCGUUAG